GAGCGGGGCGGGAGCAGGCCUGGGAGUCCGGGGAGUCGAGCGCAGCCAUCGGAGCGCCUGGGUGGCGGCGGCGCGCGUGAUGGCUCCGGUCGCGGACCGUCAGGGCUACUGGGGCCCCACGACCUCCACGCUGGACUGGUGCGAGGAGAACUACGCGGUGACCUGGUACAUGGCCGAGUUCUGGAAUACAGUGAGUAACCUGAUUAUGAUUAUACCUCCAAUUUUUGGUGCAAUUCAGAGUGUUAGAGAUGGACUGGAAAAGCGGUACAUUGCUGCUUAUUUAGCACUUACAGUGGUAGGAAUGGGAUCCUGGUGCUUCCACAUGACUCUGAAAUAUGAAAUGCAGCUAUUGGAUGAACUCCCAAUGAUUUACAGCAGUUGUAUAUUUGUGUACUGCAUGUUUGAAUGUUUCAAGAUCAAGAACUCAGUAAACUACCAUCUGCUUUUUACCUUAGUUCUAUUCAGUUUAAUAGUAACCACCGUUUACCUUAAGGUAAAGGAGCCUGUAUUCCAUCAGGUCAUGUAUGGAAUGUUGGUCUUCACAUUAGUACUUCGAUCAAUUUAUAUUGUUACAUGGGUUUAUCCAUGGCUUAGAGGACUGGGUUAUACAUCUUUGGGCGUAUUUUUAUUGGGAUUUUUAUUAUGGAACGUAGAUAACAUCUUUUGUGAUUCACUGAGGAACUUUCGAAAGAAGGUACCACCUAUCGUAGGUGUUACCACACAAUUUCAUGCGUGGUGGCAUAUUUUAACUGGCCUUGGUUCUUAUCUUCACAUCCUUUUCAGUAUAUAUACAAGAACACUUUACCUGCGAUAUAGGCCAAAAGUGAAGUUUCUCUUCGGAAUCUGGCCAGUGAUCCUGUUUGAGCCUCUCAGAAAGCACUGAUGAAUUAUUCCACCAAGAAAACAAAAAAGCACCUACCUUAGGCCCAGCCAAACGAAUAAGGAAAUCCUUAACGAUCUACAUGUUCAAAUAUAUCAGGACUGUCACAGCAAACAAGUGGCUUUCUGACUAACACUGUCCGCCACACAGAGAGUGAGGAAUGGGGCUUGUUGGAUGUUUAGCUUAUGUCAUUAUCUCAUUUGUCCUCCUCCUCACCCUAAGAUGUUUAAAAAGAAACAUACACGAUAUAUCUAUAUAUACUUGAAUGCCAGAAAAAUUGGGAUUUUCAUAACAGGUUAACAGUUUGUGCUUAUAACAGGAAAUUUACCAUUUCCUCUUUUUUGACAGGGGUUGCAUGUGAACUAUACUUUUCUUAAUAUUUGGUUAAAUAAUGAAAACAGCUAGACUGGCAAACCCCAUGUCCAGAUGGCCAGCUAUAAGCCAGCCCUUACCUGUGUCAGCCUUGAUUGAUACUUUUGUCAAAGUAGCCUCAUGGAUGGUUUUCCAGGGUUCAAAAAAGGAAGAAAAAGAGCUAUCAGUGGGAUUCUGGUAGUUUUUCACUGCUGCCUCUGGGCUACUCAGAGUGUGUCAUGAGCAAGCUCAGACCUGCCAUUGGGUUAUCACAUCCCAGCUCUGGCUUGUCUGUGUUUAGCCACAGUCAGUCUGAGUAGGAGGGUCAUCUUGCAACCUUUAUGAAGGCUCUGAGGACACCUAUCCAAUGUUGUAUCCCCAGACGGUUAAAGGUGGUUGUUCAGUUUCCUUUGAUCUUUGCAGAUCUUUAAGUUUGUUACUGUUUUUAUGGCUAGGAAAACAUGAUUGGUGGUCUGGUCUACCCAUAUUCCAUCCUCCUAGCAUAAUUUAUGUGAAGUUACCAGUGAAUGUCAUUAUACUCUGACUUUUUAGAUUAUGCAAUAUUUUCCAGUUUUCAGAGAGGCCAUGGUUACGCCCAGAGAAAUGUGUUGGGUUACCUAGAGCCAAACGACCAGGAUCCUAUUUACAUAAAGCUUAUUAGAAUACCUGCUCCUUCAUUUCAGGUUUGAGAACAGCUCUAACUUACUUGAACUUGUAACAGAACUCCCUAAAGUUAAAGUGCUGAAAAACAGCAGUGAAAUCUCAUUGUAAAGCAGCCAGUUCUAAUUUGGAUUCGAAUUAUAACAAAUUGUAUCUCUUUUCACAAACAUAACACCUGUCUGGAUUUUAAAAUUCUAUUUGAUUCCCUUUAUUCAUAUAUCACCAUAUUUGUAGCCUAUACCAUUUAGCAUUUUUAUGACUUCUUGCUUAUUCAUUAUUAUAAAAUCCAGAGUGUUUUUACCACAUGGUUUCAUUAUGCCAGAUGAAAUCCUGAGCUACAGCUUCAAAAGGAAACAUUUUCUUAUGCAAAGGUAUUAGCCACUUCUGUCAUUUUCCCAGUAUUCAGUAAGUAGCCUUAGUACAAAUUUAAAACCAAUGCAAAUUUUAUCCUUUUUCUUCACCUACUGGCCUUAGUUUUAGUCCAAAUGCUAUCGUCCUUAUCAUGCCAUUAGGCAGAUGAUUACACCUACUUUUAUGACCCUCUCGCUAGAAAAACACUUGCCAAAACAUAAAUGUAACACAACUGUGGUCGUGCCUUAGGAAAACAUGAAACUAAACAGUUCCAGCACACAGCCCAUAAGACUGUUAUUUCUUUUCCCACAAGAUUCUGACUUCUGGCUACAUUUCGUGUGCAGCUACCUAGGCUGUCAGCCAUCUUACAUUUUUUAAUGACUUCCAUUUGUUCCACACCAUUGCCUUUUGUACUUUUCCUUCAAGAUAUACUUCUGCAUAAAGAAUCUAUAUAGAAACAGAGGCACAUCCUUAAUGAUGAUGCUGCUAAACACUGGGAGAUGGAGGUGCUGCAGUAUUAAAGUCAGAUUAAGGUUAUCGGGAGCACACCCUGAGAGGGGCCCUUCAGAGCAGUUUGUUGAAUGAGCAUUUCAACCAUCAGUUGUUGACUAAAGUUGUCCAGCACCUCACUGGAGAAGCACACCAGUGGGUGACUUGUGACAUUAUGGCCAAUUUUUCAAAGACCUUUGUUUCUGUUGUGAAGACAGCUGUGAAAUAUUUCACAUGUGUUUAGCAAAAGGGGACUAAAUCCAGUCUCUUUCAUUUUCCAAGUUACUUUUUGCCCCACGUGGCUCUCUUUUUAACAGCCUAAGUAUUAGCAUACCCAAGGCAUUGUAUCUGUGCCACAGAUAGUAUUUGGAAAUACUGCUGACCUUCAGGAUAUUUGCUAAAUCGUCUUUAUGUCAAUGGCUUUUUUCCUUCUAGGAUUCUGGGUGGGCAUUACAAGGUUGGCUUACUACCCUGCUCCCUUCCCUUUAUUUUCUUAGAAGACUUCUUGUUAACUAGAGUGUACAAAAAGCAACAAAACAAACCUGUUUCCUACUGAGCAAAUAAUGGUUUGUUUGCAUAUCACCUGAUGCAAAAGGUGCUCAUCUGUGAGCCCUACAGCACAUUAUAUUUUAGAAAACAAUAUUUUAUGGAUGUGAAAGAGGCAGUUUGCUUGCACAUUUUAAUAUUUUUCUUAUGCUGCCAUUUUCACUUCAGAAAAUUGAAAGCAAUUAGACUUUUUUUUUUUUUUUAAGGGAAAACUAGGUGAAAGGUGGUUGUGUUCAUCAGAUUGGUCAUUCUGCCUACUCCUCCCCACCUUGGUACUUUCAUGAAACAUUGCCACCACCUGAAGUGAUCUCUUUAAUCUUUGUGAUAUUAUAUAAAUUAUUCAUUAACAGGAAAAACACUUGUGUGAAUAAUCUACAAAUGAAGACCCCAAACAGUGGUAUUUGGUUUAGCAGAAUUCUAUAAAAAAAACCUGCCUGCAAAAUUUCCAGGACUGUUAAUCUGGCCUUUCCCUACACUAAAAGGUUUUUCUCAGUAAUACUAAGAAGAGGUGUGAAUCAAUGAAAAUCAAAAGACCCAAAUUUCAGGUAUACAGUACAUGAAAGUCUUUAAAUGCCUGCAGGAACGAAGUUCUAUUUUAAUGCAAACACCUUCUGAAUUUAGCCAGUGCCCCUAAAAGUGUCUAAUGAUUUACUUUAAGGUUUUCUUGUGAGUUUUAUGGGUUCCAUAUUACUUUGCUCUUGAAAAAAAAUUACUGGUUGCUAAGUGUGCAGUUUUAGCUCUCAAUUCCACAUUUACAUGACUGAAGAAACUCCUUUAACCCAUGGAUUAUGAUGUGCUACUGGAUAAACAUUUGUGUAAAACUGAAGUUUCAAGGAGAACCAGUUAUAUUGGAAUUUGCAGCUAUAUGGCGAUUUGCAGAUCUACCUCUGUCUUACAUCUUACAUCGUAUCAGUGCCAUAAUAUAAUUAGUUUGAUCACUUUGUCUUGUUUUUUGUUUUUGUUUUUGUUUUUAGUGUCUAAAAUUACAGCUUGUUCACUAUGCUGUAAACAUUUGGAAAUAAUGACCACAAUUUGGCUAAAAGUACUUAAGCCCAUGGGGUGGGGGAAGGGGAGGAGUUAUAAAAUGGAGAAGAAGAAAGAAAAAAAGAAUGGUUAUGAACUAUCUAACUGGAAAAAUUCAAUGCUGCUUUUUAAAUUGUUACACUUUCUUCAAGAAGGAAACGUUAAUUUUAAUGUUUAACUGUGGUUGCUGGAUGGGAAUAAGUUGCCAGUAGUGCUGAGGUUAUGUGAGCAGGCCACUGGUCUCAGUUCCUCCUGCUGGAGAGGGGAAAGGCAGGCUCUUGUUCACAUACCUACAGGGGAGUUAAGAGAAAAAUGUGACUCCAGGCAGAAUUUGGGACUUAAUAGGGAAAGGGGAGGGGGAGAGACGACACUUACAGGAAAACAAAUAACUUUUAGGAAAGAUAAUGGGCCCUUAGGAGAAUAGAUGGAGUCAAAAUAGUUUUGUGGCAAUGUCUGUUCAGGUGUGGUACGAAAUGAGAGGAUUUAUGACAGUUGAGUUCUUUUGGAAGGUUCUAGUUAUAGUCAGAUGAAGGAACAUCAGAAAAAAGGACUUCUUCCUACAUCUACUGAUUCCCAAAUGCCUUCAGCUCAAAAUAAUUCCUAUGCCAUAGUGGUGUAGUCUGCACCCCUUCUCUUCCCGUCUAAAACCUCCCAAGAAGUUUAACAGACCAGAAGCUGAGUUGGUGGCUGUGGAGCAAUCUGUGUUAGAGGUUGGGAGGUUAGAGAUCUGCAAAGGAAAAGACAUAGAUUUACAGAGAAACAAAAGGAAAAACAAAAAUUAGUAGGUGGAGCAGAUUGUAAACUCAGUUUUUGAGUCCAGAGGGGCAGCCCAAAGGAUUUCUUGAUGUUGGUCUUGAAGUGUCUUUAGAUGGUGGGGUAACAUGGCAGUGGCAGUCUCACAUGGUCAUUUCCUGGAGCUCACAGAACCAUGUCCUGGUGCACGUCCUGAGUGGUGUGGACCUUUGCAGUCAUAAAUCCUUCAAAGUUAUAGCAAGUCGUCCAGCUUCAGCUUGCAGGGCUUCCGGAAAAAGGCAAUUUUAGUUGUUAGUAAUGCCAAGUCAAGAAGAAAAUUAGAAAUGUUAAUUACUGACAAAAUACACAAGAUGGUAAGAUCCAGAUCACAAACAGGUGAAAACAACUCAAAGAGAAUGAACAGGGCUAGAUUCUAGCGUUCCACUGAAACACAAUUUCUCUCUAUGAUCACCCUCAUUUUUAUCAGAGAUAAUCAGGGUAAGACUGUUUUUGUUUGCAAAACAAGUCUAGUCUCACCAAACUUGGCCUGUUUGUUUAUUUAAGUGCAACAAGAAUAAUAAUUGAUGAAAUAAGCCUUUUAAAGUUUGUUUUGCUGGAAUUUUUAUUGGGAAUCUCAGAUUGGAAUUUUUAAAGCCUCAAGACUAGGAAGCCAAGCCAAGAACUCACCAUCACACUUCACAUGUAAAUACCUGCAGAUUUAGAUUAAUUCCUCCUUCUCAGGGUCCCCAAAAUAUUCUGAGCUUCCUGGGCCGGCCAUGAAGUGGCCUUCCUUACUCACUUGUAAGGGUGGGGGCCCUAUAAGGGUGCCAGGCCAGUUUUCUAGGAGAGCUUUGAAAGCAACCUUAGUUCCUUAAAACUAGUUAUAGCCUCUUCUCUGCACAUCUUCUCAAAUAUGAUAUUCUAGUCAAAGCCUUGGCAAUAUCACCAGUGUUUCCAAUUGUGUCCUGUUACAAAGAGAAUCAGUUCUUACUAAACAUAUUCAAAUAACUAUAUUGCCAUAAAAAUAAGAAUAUUCAAUAAAAGUUUCCAAAUUUUGGAGGGAAUCAGAUAAGGAGAAAAAAAUAAAUGUUUCAUUUUUGUUUACAAAGAUAUAAUCUAAAUUCUGUAAGUUAAGGUAGCUUAAGAGUAAAGGGGUUCCUUAAAUCUGGAAAAUAGGACAUUAAAGAACCAGCAGCACUCCCAGCAAAAGUCAUAGAAGAAAUAAUAAGUAUUCUUUGUUAGUCUACUCAAUCUCAUGUGAUAAGUCCAGGUCUUUCUUAACGUAGGGUUAGCAGAUUUAUGAACCCAUGAGCUUCUCCAUUAGUUCUAGAAAUCAUUAUUCAGGCUAGCAGUGUGAUCUCAAAGUUACACGAGCAGUGACAUCAGAAGCCUGUACCCCAGCGUACCUGCUAUAGUCUCUGAACUUGUUUUGUUGAAGUUGAAGCCUAUAGCUGAUUAUAACUUUUCAGAAAAAUAUCAGAGUAAAAUAAUAUCUGUGAAUGACAAAAGGUUUAAAAUGACCAUAGUUAAAGAUCUGAUGAGAGUUCAUUAUAACAUAGACAAGAAAAGGUUUUUUUUUUAAAUUUAAUUUUAUUGAUUUCAGAGAGAGGAAGGGAGAGAGAGUUAGAAACAUCAAUGAUGAGAGAGAAUCAUUGAUUGGCUGAUUCCUGCAUGCCCCCUACUGGGGAUCAAGCCUGCAACCCAGGCAUGUGCCCUGACCAGGAACUGAACUUUGACCUCUUGGUUCAUGGGUCGUUGCUCAACCACUGAGCCACGCUGGCCUGGCUUGACCAAGAAAUUUGGUUGUUUCCGUGACAUUCAGCAUUUUAAGAUAACUGGGGUCAUGACUGAUCACAUUAUGCCAGGCUAUGUCAUGGACAGCUAUGACAAUGAAAAGGUUCUAGAAAUUUCAUACAAUUUCUGAACAACUUAUAUUAAUAAUAUAUACCCAUACAAAUAUAGGCUAAGGAAGGUUAAGCAUCACUUCUUAUUUGACAGUGCUUGCUAUGUAAUUUAACAUAUCAAAUAAACCUAAUUAGUUUAGCAUUGCUCUUUUUACACAUAAAAGAACAGAUUUUUGGAGAUUUUUCAGGGACUCUCUGGGAAAUCUCAGAAGUCAAAAAUGACUCAUUUAGAAUUUGAUUUGGGGAAGUUGUCAAAAGAUUUGAACUCUAAAUAAGGUCACAGGUCACUGUGAAACAAUGCUUUAUUACUGUAACCAAAAUGACAAUAAUUAUAGUUUCUUAUUAGGAACAGACCAACAGACCAAAAGCAACUUUGUUCUUUUAAUCGAGAAUUUCAACUUCUAGUUUUGCAUCCAUACACUAUUGAGCUCAUUUAAAUAAAUAAAAAAUAUGUAAAUGCAUUCAAUCUUAGCCAGCCUGACCACAUGAAUAAGAUAUUCUCCACUCUCUCCACCCCUUCGGCCCCCUUCCCCACCUUACAGCCCCUUUACCACUUUGUGUAGCCAUCCGAGUCUUUGUCUUCAAUGCCCCCUUUCUCAUCUGGAGCGACCUUUAAACAGCCUCUAAGCAGCUACUUUGGGACAAAAUCACUCUCCUUUUUUCUUUAACAAAAGCAUGUCUUUCAUUCCUUUCAGACCUUUCAAGAUUGCUGCCCCUCUUUAUUGUUUCUAGUAUUUUAAUUUACUUACAUUGAGUAGAAUUCUUAACCCUUAGUAACCUUAAUUUCCAGCAAAAACGAAGACAUAGACAAUUGUAAACUGGCACAGAUCAGCACUCUGAGUAGACCAGUACAUUUAUUAAUACACCACUUCAGUUUCUUUAUAGCGUUAGUGGCCAAACUUCUUUUCUGGCUAAGAAAAAGCUCAAGGCCAAGACUCAAAUAUAAGCAAAAGUUUAUUUAGAAAGUCACAGAGGUAGAAGAAGUGAGCCAUCUGCCCUGCAUGGUUCAGGAAACAAGUUAUAGAAGCAAAAGAAGGGCCCUUAGAGCUUGAGAAAAAGAAAGGCAGAGAAAAUGCGCCUGGAGGAAAAAGAGGGAGAAAGGCUAGGGUGUGCACCAGAGCCGCGGACCACCAGUGGUCUAUGAGGUCUGAAAGGUUGGCGACUGCUGCUCCAGAGAGAGGGAGCCCCCUGGGGAAAGAACGGGGUGGGGAAGGCCAGGGCGCGCUCAGGAGAGAGAAAGAGCGUGCACUGGGUCCUCUGUCCUGAGGGCUUUCAUCUGCUUUGGACCGUAAACUUUCACUUUGGGGAAUGAAACCGUGACAUCAUUGCCGGAAAAGUGGAUAACGUAAGGGGUAACAGGUUUCACAAACAAGCUUUUAUCUAGUAGGCAGUCAGAGCAGCUAAGGAGAAGGCAGGUCACUAAAGAAUUUAAACAGAAUUUCUGCUGUUGGUGCACACAGCCAUUUGGAGAAGCAAUACUGACUUCCAUUCUAAUACACUUCAAAUAUCUAGUAUUUUUUCACAAGACCUUCAAAGUACUACCUGUUUUGAUUGGUAACUGGUGU
Messenger RNA from Myotis daubentonii (Daubenton's bat), 8501 nucleotides. It is a transcript of the gene ACER3, whose product is annotated as alkaline ceramidase 3. Gene Ontology annotation, cellular component: endoplasmic reticulum membrane. The record is from RefSeq and is a predicted model, not a curated record. Lineage: Eukaryota; Metazoa; Chordata; Mammalia; Chiroptera; Vespertilionidae. Gene Ontology annotation, molecular function: N-acylsphingosine amidohydrolase activity. Gene Ontology annotation, biological process: ceramide metabolic process; phytosphingosine biosynthetic process.